Messenger RNA from Peromyscus leucopus (white-footed mouse), 5664 nucleotides. It is a transcript of the gene Znf541, whose product is annotated as zinc finger protein 541. Gene Ontology annotation, molecular function: transcription corepressor activity. Gene Ontology annotation, biological process: regulation of transcription by RNA polymerase II; negative regulation of DNA-templated transcription. Lineage: Eukaryota; Metazoa; Chordata; Mammalia; Rodentia; Cricetidae. The record is from RefSeq and is a predicted model, not a curated record. The transcript has 15 exons. Bases 1248 to 5171 code for a protein of 1307 amino acids. Gene Ontology annotation, cellular component: transcription regulator complex; histone deacetylase complex.
CGCGAGCCCCCGGGGGCGGGUAAAACCCGGUUGCUGCUGCCCUUGCCCCCUUUCCCCUCUCUCCCCAGCCCUGCCUGCCCGCGCUUUCCUCUCACCUCGACCCCUCUUCACCCUCUCCUUGGCUUCGUCUUCCUCCCCCCAAGCUCGGGCCUCUGUGGCCCCUGUCCAAGGACGCCGCUCAGCUCCGCGUCGCGCACGCUCCUUCUGCACCCCCGCAGCCCCGUCCUCCUUGGAGGAGACUCUUGGGGUGCCCCCAGGCCACUGCACCCACCUUUAUUUUCUCCCCGGCCCCUGCCAGGGCCCCCAACUGCCCCCUCGCAGCGCCCCAGCUCGCGCCGCGGGCCCUACCCGACCUCUGUGCCUUCUGCACCGCGGCGGCCUUGCAUUCGCAGGCCCCUCUGCUGGCCGCCCCCUUCCUCCUCAGGUGUCCCGUUUGGGGGGACCCCGGAUGUACCUCUUUUUGAGGGUCUUCGAGCAGGAACAACAAACUCUCUUCCUUGAUCAUGCCUCUCCUUGUGCUUUUUCUAGCAAAAAUACUAUUUUUUUUCAGCCAAGAUCUCCCCAAUUUUCAGCAAAAAAUAGGAUAAUAAUAAUAAUAAUAUCUAGACUACAACCCCCCUUUUUGGAAUACUUUCCCAAUUACAAGAAACCAACUCAUUUCUUCCAGUUUUUCAUCUAAUGUGUUCGCUUCUCCAAACCUCCCUUCUUACUUUCCCGACAAAAAUCCUUUUCAUCAUCAAUUCUGCCACAAUUAGAUUUUUUCCCCCCCUCAAAACCCUCUAGGUUCCUCUUACCUGGCUGGGGUGGUGGGGAAGAAAUAAGGUUUUGUUUUGUUUUUGUUUUUUAAAAAAGAAAGUAGUUUCCUCCAUCUUUAUCUCUUCAGCUUAGUAUUGCUUCACGUCAUCCCCAAAUUGCCUUUCUUCUCAAUUUCAUACCUGUUUCCCUGCUUGUUUGGGGGUCCAAGUUCUGACUGCCCCUUCCUUUUCACUACCUGUUUUCAGGGCAAAAGAUAUUGGAUGAGUUUUCAAAAAUUACCACCUCACCCUUCCAGGAGGAGAUAGCGAAGGUCCGAUUCCACCUGAACCCCCUUUCCUGUGGGGCCUAAGUCAGGCCCUCCUGUUUCCUGGAGAAUCACUCACUUGCUUUUGGGGAGCUAGCUGCCAGCAAGUGCUCUCCCCUUCCUGACUCUGGACACGACCUUGCUUGUCUGGAGACAGGCUCUGGCCAGGACCUGGCAGUGGAAAGUUAUGGAGCCAUACAGCCUUGGGGAGGAGGGGGCCCUUCCAUCAGAAGGUCACCUCCCUUCCUUCUCUGAGAGUCAAGGGCUCAACUGCAGUGACACACUCAACCGGGACUUGGGCCCCAGCACACGGGACCUGCUCUAUGCUGGCUUAAGUGGUUUGGACCUUGACCCCAGUCUCUCUACAUCAGAUAUGCCCAGUGAGGUGCUGGAGGACAAUCUGGACACCCUGUCCCUGUACUCAGGGAAGGACAGCGACUCUGUGAAGCUGUUGGAAGAAUAUGCAGACUCCGAAUCCCAGACCUCCUUACAAGACCUGGGGCUGGGAGCACUCAAGGUACCUAAAGAGGCUGAUGAAGGAGGCAGGGCCACUGGGAGUACAAGGAAAGGCAAGCGGCAGCACAGUUCCCCUCAGAACCCGCUCCUGGACUGCAGCCUGUGCGGGAAAGUGUUCAGCAGCGCCAGUUCCCUGAGCAAGCACUACCUGACACACAGCCAGGAGAGGAAACACGUGUGCAAAGUCUGCAGCAAGGCCUUCAAGCGCCAGGACCACCUGACCGGGCACAUGCUCACCCACCAGAAGACCAAGCCCUUUGUGUGCAUUGAGCAGGGCUGCAGCAAAAGCUACUGUGACUACCGCUCCCUGCGCCGCCACUAUGAGGUCCAGCAUGGAGUAUGCAUCCUGAAGGAGGCCCCACCAGAAGAGGAGGGCUAUGGAGACCCAACCCACAACCAUGAUGUGGCCAACCAGCCUCCACCCAGUGGCCUGAGGUCCCUGGGACCUCCAGAAGCUAGAUCCCCUGGCUCUGUCUUGCCCAACCGAGACCUCCUUCGCUGUAUUGUAAGCAGCAUUGUCCACCAGAAGAUUCCCUCUCCUGGCCCAGCUGUGGGUCCUUCUGACACUGAGGCAAGGAGCUCGGCCUGUGCCUGCCCCACCUCACUGGGGUCAUCGUCGUGUAUACCAGCCAGCACCCCAGUGGCCCCAGGAACCCUGGGCUCCGAAGUUCCUGAGGAAACUCAUCCCCCACGGAAGGAACCUGCCACUGAAGUGUUCACAGCUGUCCAGUCAAGGGUGGCUGAGAAUGGUGCCCCUGACCCACCAGAGUCAGAGUUGGAGUCAGAGUCUCCACGGCUUCAACGGCCAUCCUCCCUGGAGGGCUGGCCGGAGGGCAGCUCCCUUCCUGCCUGCCUGCCUCUCUUCCGAGGCCAUUCUGUUCCCUCAGGAUCCCAGCCAUCCAGCCACAACUUCCAGUGGCUCCGGAACCUGCCUGGCUGUCCCAAGAACAAAGGCAGCAAUGUGUUUAUGGUCCACAAGCCCCCUGCAGUGCCAUCCCGGGAGGGCUCUGAGGGGGGCCCUGGGCCCAGCAGCAUCCCCACCACAGUGGAACCUUCACCCAGCUUGGGCACCAGCCAGGAGGACCUGCUGCCAUUUCCUCCUGCACUCCUGAAGGCACCUGGUGAGACCUCCAGUGAUGUCCGACAGACAGCUGGGGAAGAUGAUGGCUGGGCUCCCAAGAAGAGCAAACCCGACUGUGAGUCAUUCCCAUGGCAGAGCCCCCCAGAGCUUGGGCUCCAAGAUACACAGAACCCAGGUGGGCUCCCCUCAGAUGCCACACCCCUCUUCCGGCAGCUGUUCAUGAAGUCACAGGAGUCUCUGGUGAGCCACGAGCAGAUGCAGGUGCUCCAAAUGAUUGCCAAGUCCCAGCGGAUCUUCUCCCACACCCAGGUGGCUACAGCCUCAGCCCAGAGACCAGGGCCGGAGGGCAAGCAGUCAGCCCUGAAGCCAUUGCAGGGGCCAUGGCCACCACAGGCCCUGCCACCAGUACCCGCUGUGGACUCCUUCCAGAUAGGCCCUGGACACUCAGAGCCAGAGGGAUCCCCGGUCCGCAGGAGGAAAACCAUGCCUGCAGUGUCCAGAGAAGCAUCUCCUGGUGGCCCGAGGCGAGACACAAAAGGAGGACCCAAAGUGGCCUCUGCACCACCAUCCCUCACAGGGCCAGCUCUGCACCCGUCACGGAAUCCAGACAGCUCUUCUCUGGCCAAAGGGACCUUGGACCUGGGGGACAUCCUCCCCAGUGCAGGCUCACGGCAGUCCCAGUUAGGUGGAGAUGAGCCAGCUGGAACCCAGCUGGUUGGGAAACAGGGGCAAGGUGAGAAUGCCCUGGCUUCAGGGGCCAUGAGAGGGGAGAAGGGCCCAGCCUGCCCACGAGGCGGAGGCUACAGGCUCUUCUCAGGCCACCCCAGGGCCCAGAGAUUCUCUGGUUUCCGGAAGGAAAAAGUAAAGAUGGAUGUGUGCUGUGCAGCUUCUCCCAGCCAGGUGGCCAUGGCCUCCUUCUCAUCGGCUGGGCCUCUGGCAGAUCCCCCCCGGGACAUGAAGUCUAAGCUGACAAUCUUCAACAGAAUCCAGAUAUCCUCUCAUCUCCAGGGUGGAAAUAUCUACAGACUCCCCCAUCCAGUGAAGGAAGAGAGCUUGACAGGCGGAUGCCAUCAGCCAAAUGGGGGUCCCACAGACUGGAUGGAGUCAAAGAGCACUUUUGUGUGCAAGAAUUGCAGCCAGAUGUUUUAUACCGAGAAAGGGCUGAGCAGCCACAUGUGUUUCCACAGUGACCAGUGGCCAUCACCUCGGGGGAAGCAGGAGCAUCAGGGACAAGAGAAAGAUGGGGAAGAGAGAGACAGCAAGGAGAGCAACCAGAACAGAAAGCGGAAGAAGCGGCCCCAGCCCAAGGCCCUGUUUGCCCCUCCUGCACCCUCUGCCCUUGGGGAGCCAGGCCCAGGAGGGUGCCACCAGAGCUGCCUACGCUCUCCUGUGUUCCUAGUGGACCACCUCCUGAAGGGCUUAUUUCAAUGCUCUCCUUACACACCGCCACCCAUGCUCAGCCCCAUCCGGGAGGGCUCUGGCCUAUACUUCAACACCCUCUGCUCCACGUCCAGGGCUGGGCCCCAUCUCAACAGCCCUGUGUUUGACCAAGUGGAUGGCUCCUUUGGCAUCUGUGUGGUGAAGGAUGACACCAAAAUCAGCAUCGAACCACACAUCAACGUAGGAAGCAGAUUUCAGGCGGAGAUCCCAGAACUGCAGGAGAGGCCGCUGGCCAGAGUGGAUGAGAAUGUAGCAUCUCUGGUCUGGAAGCCAUGGGGAGAUGUGAUGACCAACCCAGAGACCCAGGACAGAGUGAUAGAGCUCUGCAAUGUGGCAUGCUCCAGUGUGAUGCCAGGAGGGGGCACCAACCUAGAGCUUGCCCUCCACUGCCUGCAUGAAGCCCAGGGCAGUGUUCAGGUUGCCCUGGAGACUCUGUUACUCAGAGGACCCCAGAAGCCCCGGACUCACCCGCUAGCUGACUAUCGCUACACAGGCUCAGAUAUCUGGACCCCCAUGGAGAAGAGGCUCUUCAAGAAGGCAUUCUGUGCCCACAAGAAGGACUUUUACCUGAUUCACAAGACGAUCCAGACUAAGAGUGUAGCACAGUGCGUUGAAUACUACUACAUCUGGAAAAAGAUGGUUAAGUUUGACUGUGGCCGAGCUCCUGGGCUGGAGAAGAGGGGCAGGAGAGAGCUGGAUGAGGUAGAAAGGACUGAAGACAAGGUCACUUGCAGCCCUCGGGAGAGACCCACCCACCGCCCAACUCCUGAGCUAAAGAUAAAGACCAAGAGUUACAGGCGGGAGUCUAUCCUUCAUUCCAGCCCAAGUGCAGCCCCCAAGCGUACCCCUGAGCCUCCAGGGAGUGUGGAGAGCCAAGGCGUGUUCCCUUGCAGAGAGUGUGAGAGAGUAUUCGACAAGAUCAAGAGUCGGAAUGCCCACAUGAAGCGCCACCGCCUCCAGGAGCACGUGGAGCCUGUCAGGGUCAAGUGGCCUGUGAAGCCUUACCCACUGAAGGAGGAAGAGGAGGAGGAAGAGGAGGAGCUAGGGGCUGACAUGGGCCCCCUGCAGUGGUGACUCCUUGCUGGAAGCCGGUUUGCAAGGAGGGAGGAUCCAGCCCUGAGCCAGUGCCCUGGGUCUCUCAGAAGUGUUUGGGGCACCCUACCCUCUCUGUCCUCUAAAUGCCCAGCUUUGCUAACAAGCUUGGCUGGCAUUUGGACACGAACAGGCAGAAGCUGUCACAGGUAGCUCUGAAGUCAUGUGGGUGACCAGAAGCUCCAUUCUUUCCUGGUUAAUAGUUGCUUAUUUGCAGUCCCAUUCACUUAGAGCAAGGGACCCUGGGAAGCAGAAGGUUUGGUCUAGGUAGCUUUUAGAUCUGAGCUGUAGGCAUGGGACUGACAUUGCUUAGAGAGAAUCAGUGAGGACACCUGAGAUCCAGUGAGCUGGGCCUCCUCUUGGGGGGGGGGGGCUCCCUGCAUUCCCACCAUCCCUAGUCUUGCAAUGACUGUAUAUUGUUAGGUGUGUUUUUUUAUGUGUCUGCUUGUAUCUUAUUAAAUUGGGUUCUUAAACA